UGGUUUAUAUAGCCAGGGCUGCUCCAAAUGAGCGUUACGAUAUUCUGAAUACCCCUAUUUACCGAAUGGUUGGCUCCGUUGCCAUGCUGUCUUGUGUAGACAUUCUCCAGGGUGAUGGAGGAGAUGAUGUAGUUCCUCGGCCCGAAAAUACAAAAUUCAUAACGUUGUUCGGUUUAAAAACGUAAUCCGUGCGCCCCGUAACAACGGUUACAAUGGCCGGUAUAAGAACAGUUAACGGACAAUUCUCGGGAAUCAACCCCGCAGUCAGUUGCUGUCGCCUGCGUCAGGUUCAGUCUCUGCUCUGUGAGGGUGGUGCUGCCACUCCUGAUGGCAUCUUGUGCUCUCUUGGUAUUGACAGCAGAUAUAAUGCAGGGUGCACUGAGCUGGCGAAAUACCUGUUCUAUGGACUGUAUGGACGAAAUCAGCUGAAUUUGGAACAUGUCCUUGAGGAAUUUCCGGAAGAAAUGCUGGAUGAUGUGAUCCUACUGAUCAAGGCGGAGUGUGUUCAUCUGUACUGCAACCCACUAAACUACAGUUACCUGUUGCCCUACAUCUCUCACUGGAGGAACCUGCAUCUCUACUGCAUGACAGAGACAGAGUAUGAAGAUGAGGAAGCAGCAGAGGAAUUCAAAAUCUCCAGCUUUGUCACUAUGGUGCAGGACUGCUAUCGUAUUGGAGUACCUUACAGCUCCCAGGGACACAUCCAGAAGUUUGAUAUGUUUAUGGUGGAAAAGUGGCCCCUUAUUCAAGCAUUUGCCCUGGAAGGCAUCGGUGGAGGAAGCUUUUUUACCAUUAAAUACAAGCUUAUGGAUAUGAGUGAGAAGCUUUGGCAGGUGUACGCCAGACUUGACCCAGUGUCUCUGGACAGUCUCCUUGCAGAGGAUUUGGCUAUUUUUGAGAAGCAGUGGAGUGGCUUUUUCUCCAGCAUGGACCUAGAGAGCCAUCUGUCCAUCCUUGAGCUGUCUGAAGCUCAGGCAGGGGAGGCAUUCCGUACUUAUUACUCUCAUGGACUGAUCUCAAGCAACAUCACAGAUAAAAGUAAAAGUCAGCAGCCGUUUGUGUUGUUUGGGAAGCAUUCCUCCUUAGAGGAUCUGGAGAGCUAUUCGUUCAACUUUCCCUCAGAGAGUCAUCAGGUCCGCAACACAGGCCCUCGAGGUUCCACAGCCAGACACAUGGUUCUGCAGUGUGUGGCUCCCAAAGGACCUCUAGCCUGCUCUCGAACCUAUUUCUUUGGGACUACUCACACUCCGUACCUUGGAAAUCAAAACACGGAGCAAAAGAAAACAGAAGUCUUACUAUUAUCACAGAUUUAUUCAGCUGCUGUUCAAGCAGUCCUUUCAGGAAUCAAAUGCUACUCCUGUACCUCCAGUGCUACCAAGGCUAAGGAUGUAGCAGAGAACACCUUCCUCGUGACUUUGGACUCAAUGAAUUUAAGUCAGUACCGCAGCUUUCUCAGGUCCAAAUGUGAAUUCAGCAUUCAAGCAGUGAACAAGCAAGGGAGGAUCAUUCCUCUGACUGAUGAAGAAAGCCGUUAUGUAGUUAAGACAGCCUCCAUGACUGUCCAUGACAUCCCAGACCUGCAGCAGGACAGGGGGGACCUGGGCUCUGUGGUCUUCUCUGAAUCCUUCUUGGAGUCCAGCAUCAACAUUCAGCAGAAAGAUGGCACUGUGUCCUCAGACAGCUGCUACACCAUCCUGACGACAACUGUCCCUCGCUACGCCUGCUGGCUGAUGGAGUCUGAUGUAAAGCAAUCUGAGCAAGCCCAACAUCUUACUAAGAAAGAGGAAGACACUUGUCUUGGAACUGCUCUGACUCUAGCAGAUGCUGCAUAUGUAUUCUCCAGCAGCCAGCUCUCCACGCCCGAAGAAGGGAAGAUCAUUUUCUUCUCUGAGGGGCUCCUGUUUAUCCAUUCUCAAUAUGGGAGCAUUACUCUUUCCAGGGAUCACAUCAGCACUAUCAAGUUCUACAAUCCGGACUCCAGCACUGUGGCUUCUCUCUUUGUGGAGUAUGAGAGCAGCCUGCUCCCACACCUCCCGUUCCCUCUCCACAGCUCUGACCAGUGUCUGGUCUUUGCUCUUCAGCCCAGGUCUAAGAGCCACAGGGCCUUCUAUUCCAAGGUUUUGUCAGUGUGGCAAAACUCUGAAUCUGGACUCACUCUGCAGUUGCUGGACCGAGAACAAAUGACCUGGACUCAGAAAAACAUGCACACCAGACUGCAGAAGCUGCACGACAGUCAGGAGCCCCCAGUGGCAAAACGAAGAGGCAGCCUGAAAACUUCAUACUCCCAGCUGCCAGAGCAGGACAUGUUUCUUCAGCACUUUGCCCUUAGUAGCAUUAGCCAGGAGCCCAUUCUGUAUGACCACCUGGGAGUGCUCUUCCCCUCUGCAAAGCUUAAGAACCCAGUCAUUGGCCGGGGAGACAAGGUUGUCAUUACCAUCAUCACUGGACUGCCAGGAAGCCAUAAGAAGAGACUCUGCAACUUCCUAGUCCAGCUGAACAAGGAACGUGGAAGGUGGGUGGUGUACGAGCCUGGUCCUGACAGCUGUGACAGCUUCUCAGCCUCUCACCUCCAGCAGUAUUUGUCCAGCUUCCUGGAGAGCCAGAGAGGCCCGGGAGGCAAACCCCGUUUGUUGGUGCUCUCACCUGGAUACACAGAUGUUCUGGAUGUGGUCCAGGCUGUGCUUUUCCACCCUGACCCAGUUGUCCAAGCGUGUUUCACCAUUGGUGCUGUCACUGCGUGUGUGGACCCGUUCGCUUCCUGUUUGGAGCACAGGUUUGCCUUUCCUAAGCUGUUGGAGCAGUGCAGCCAAGGUAUUGUGAGUACAGUGGUGUUCACCGGGUUGACAGCAGAGCAGAAGCACCCUCUCUUGCUGCAUGUUCAGCAGUUGGUACGCUCUGCCAACCCCACUGCAGCCUUCAUACAAGCAGAGAGAGGAGCUGUCACCAGGAAUGAAGAUGUGAAUCUGAUAUUGUCUGAGAGCAGCUUCAGUGAUCCACAGAUGCUGAGAGCACGUUAUGUCCUCUAUCCUGGAUGGUGCAAAGGGUGCUUCUCCUCUGGUUCUGGGUCUCUGGUCCUCACCCAGCAGCGCGUGGCUUUCAACCGGCCCCUAGAGAGGCCUCUAUUUGUCACCCGCUGUAAAGCAUUCAAGUCAUCGCUAAGGCCAAGCCCCUUCCAAGGAAAUGUGUACAAUGUUUGGGGAAAAGUCAGAUUUUCUGACUCAGAAAGACUGAUGGAGGUGAGCUACAACACAGUGAGUGGGAGCCUGAGCAUUGUCUCAGAACAGAGCAUUGACCCUCUCACCCUGGGCCCCAAAGAGACCAACACUUCCUGCUUCAUGAUCUUUGAUGGUGUUGACCUCACAGAGGAGGGUCUGAAGGACUGGCUCAGACUGUGCACCAAGCAGAAGCAGACAAAGAAACCUAAGAAGACUAAAAAUACUCUUUCACCACACGAAAUCAAGACUAUACAUAUGACCAGGCACUUAGACCCACUGCCACCAGGCUACUUCUACAACGGUUAUCAAUAUGUUGACAUCUUUGGAGAAAAAAGGAACUUCCAUCCUAACAUGGAAGAAUUUAUUAAAGAGUACAUCGCUGAGGCCAACAAAGAGAUCGAGCUAUUCAACCGUCAGCUGGAGCUGCAGGGCCAGCCUGACCUGUUUGAUCCAUGAUAGAAUCUGUGUGUAUGUCCACUGCCUCCAUCUGUCUUAUUUAACUCUAAGGCAUCCACUUUGGGGCAGGAGGGGGCGGGCA
Molecule: messenger RNA, 3753 nt
Organism: Xiphias gladius (swordfish)
Lineage: Eukaryota; Metazoa; Chordata; Actinopteri; Istiophoriformes; Xiphiidae
Gene: dnaaf9
Product: dynein axonemal assembly factor 9
Exons: 37
Coding region: 213-3671 (1152 amino acids)
Source: RefSeq, a predicted model, not a curated record